Messenger RNA from Penicillium diatomitis, 1053 nucleotides. Its product is annotated as class I SAM-dependent methyltransferase. The record is from RefSeq and is a predicted model, not a curated record. The transcript has 4 exons. Lineage: Eukaryota; Fungi; Ascomycota; Eurotiomycetes; Eurotiales; Aspergillaceae. The coding region runs from base 1 to 1053 and encodes 350 amino acids.
AUGUCUUCAGAGGCGCCCCCUCCCUUUCGGGAGCGAAUGCUUGGUUUGCUGGAACCAAGCCAAUUGAUGGCCAUGGCCAUAUCUUUGGGAUGGGUCAGCGCCUUCAUGACCCGCCUCUGGAAGUUUGAUUUCGAUCUGCUUGCCUGUGAACCAUGCAUCUUGCGACUUAUUUGCAUUGUAUUCUCGACGACCCUAACGGAGAUUGGAAUAGACUAUAUGCGCGUCUGCGUCGAAGCAGUCAAGCGAGGCGAGGUUCUCGCACCCAUCACUCAGACCGCCAAAAUCCGCGACGAAGCUUUUGCUCGAUUUUGGAUUGCAUUUUCGACCGCCCGAACAGCAGCGCCUGCUCCAAAUGCGCCUGAAACAUCUACCACCACUGAAGCCGAAGGACCCGAGCUCGUGGGCUCAGCAGCUCUCAUCCCUCCACUCCUCCGAACGGCUUCAGGCGUAGUCCUAGACAUUGGCCCCGGAACCGGUAGCCAAAUGCAUCUUCUCCGCUCCCCAGCCAUCACAUCAAUCUACGGUGCCGAGCCAUGUGUCGGCCUGCACGCAGAGCUCCGCGCAAGAGCGGCAGCCGAGGGUCUCGAGGCGAAAUACCACGUCUUGAGCUGUGGCGCCGCAUCCUCGGAACUUCUUCCUGCGCUCGAAGCGACGGGCACAGGUAUUGUUGAUGCGCAUAAUCGCGAUCGAAGCGGUGUUUUCGAUACGAUUCUGUGUGUGCGGGUCUUGUGUUCUGUGCCGCAGAUGGAGCGGACGACGCGGGAAUUGUAUGCUUUGUUGAAGCCCGGGGGCAGGUUGUUGGUUACGGAGCAUGUGGUGAACCCAUGGCGGACUGCCAAGGGGUCGUUUCUGGCGCGUGCGGCGCAGGCUAUCUAUAUGAUGUUUGGAUGGAGAUACUUUAUCGGGGAUUGUUGCAUGGAUCGGGAUACGGAGGGGGCGUUGAGACGAGCUGCGGAUCAAGAUGGUGGCUGGGAAAGUGCGCAGCUUGAGCGGUCGUUUGGCUGGUCGGCUUUGCCGUACAUUUCGGGGGUGCUGGUCAAGAAAACCCAGUAG